Lentinula edodes (shiitake mushroom) is the source of this 3293-nucleotide messenger RNA. RefSeq names its product fungal-specific transcription factor domain-containing protein. Gene Ontology annotation, biological process: regulation of DNA-templated transcription; DNA-templated transcription. The transcript is spliced from 18 exons. Lineage: Eukaryota; Fungi; Basidiomycota; Agaricomycetes; Agaricales; Omphalotaceae. Bases 144 to 3011 code for a protein of 955 amino acids. Gene Ontology annotation, molecular function: DNA binding; zinc ion binding; DNA-binding transcription factor activity, RNA polymerase II-specific. The record is from RefSeq and is a predicted model, not a curated record.
UGAUCGGCAUCACGGCAACACGGCAAUUAAAGCUUUUGCCAAACAAAUCCCAACGGGUUUUGCUAUGAUCAGUCUUACUCAGCGUCGAACAUCAGCACUCUGAGCGUUCGAAUAUCCACCGGUCUUCAAAUCUUUCAUCGAAUAUGGGUGCAAGCGUGAAGGAGAAACAGACGGAUGCAAAAAAGAGUACAACAAAACGACGGCCUGGGAGAACCGCAACCUCCUGCGCUGAAUGUAGACGUCUCAAGCUGAGAUGUGAUCGACAAGUACCAUGUGGAAAAUGUGUUUCCAGAGGAUGCGCUGCAAUCUGCCCUGAUGGCUCCUUGACGGCGGGAAAGGGUAAUAGAUUGGUCCUUGCAAAUACAGAGCAACUCCAUGACCGUAUUGAACAGCUAUGCUCAAGAAUUCGCGAGCUCGAAAGCGCCCUUCGUGGUGCACAAGCUCAGCUAUCAGAAGAGGAGCACCCUUUACUUCGAUCCGAACUGUUGCAACUCAAGUCUCCACAUACUGUGUAUCCGAAAAACAAACCCGACCAUCAAAUAGCAGACACUUCAAUAGCCAGUGGCAUUCAUCCGUCCCCUUCUCAGAACGAUUCGACCUCAACUAAGAAUCCAGAAGAUGAAAAUCUAAUUGACGCAUUUGGCACUCUCUCUAUCCGCGAAAAUGGCGAGACCCAAUUUCUCGGUCAAACUGCUCGCUCAGAAUACCUCAUUCGUGCUCUUGCGAAACCGCAAAAAUCAUCCAUUCCCAUAUCUUGCACCCGUCUGUCUCAAAAGAUCAUCAACGGCGCUCAUUUUUGUCGUGACGACAGCGAACCUAAUUAUAGUAGCUCAAUUACAUCUGAGCGGGACACAUACGAACUUGGUCAAGAAGUAUUCGGCUUACUUCCGCCACUUUCGGAGGCGAUACGGUUAUGUGAGGUCUAUCUAGAAUAUGGGAAAUACAUGUAUACACCGCUACCUCGAACCCAACUUUUUGAUGAAAUUUUAGCCAGCAUCUAUCGUUCAGACUCAUUUGAUACAGUUAGAUGCUACCACUCCCUCUCUCUAAUCUUCAUUAUAUUCGCUAUAGCUUCUCUUUUCGACCCCAGUUUACCCUCUUGCUCCGUACAAGCACAAGAAUAUUUUUAUUUAUCAAAAGCUGCAUUGAGUUUUAAUUCGCCGUUUAGUCAUACAACGUUCAAAAGCAUCUGGUGCAUGCUUCAUAUAGCACAGUUCCUCGAAUUUAGUGACUGGGAAGCUAUGGGCUCUACUGCUGGUUGGGCAUAUAUUGGACAUGUUGUGAGGAUGGGUACUAGUAUUGGAUUUCACCUCAACAGUUCUCGAUGGAGCCUUCCGCAAGAAAUUCAGCAGAUGCAAUAUCGUCUCUUCUGGACUGUCUUCACUGCAGAUACAUGGUCGAGCUUCUAUUAUGGUCGCCCUCCAUCGUUAUCUCGGGCUUACGUUGACUGUCCGCUGCCAAAAGAUACAGAGGAGUUUGUCAGUGCAGAUGGAGAACGCGAGCCAGGAUUUCACUACUGGAGCUGGCAAUUCACCGCCUUCGUACACGCCAUUAUGGAAGAGACCUUCGGCUCCAGUCGACCUGCAUACAGCAACAUCAUUGAUUUUGAUCGAAAAAUUCGAGAUUUUCCUAUUCCUGUCAAUCUGAGAGUGAAAUGCGGUGUUUUGGAGACUAGACAAGACUUAUAUCUGCAAAGGCUAAUUGUUAUGUGUUAUAAAGAGAACAUGCUAAUGCACCUCCAUCGUGCAUACUUUGCACAAGCACUGCAAGAUUCUCCCGAUGACCUCACAACGCAUAAAUAUGUCGCCUCGGUGAUUGCGACAUACCGUAGUGCGUGGCGGCUCAGUAAGGCGAUGCAGAUUGCCUGGAUGCACAUCCCGCAUCUCCUUGCGCGAUACCAUCUGGCAUGGAGUCAGGUGCUAAGCUCAGCGAUUGUGAUGUGCAUCCUAGUCACCCGAGCACCAAAUUCCAAAAUGACGAAGUCUUCGGUGGAAGAACUGGACGGGAUGACAUCUCUCUUUGAGGAAGCAGCACCGACAUCACGUAGUGCUGCUAAUAUCUUAGAUACCAUGCGGAAUCUCCGUCGUAAAGCGCGGGAGGUGAUUGAUACCGCAGCUUCUCCAGAUGGGACAAGUAAUAAUAGUGGUAGUCCUGCUGAAUCAUCCUCUAUACAAUCAGGAUCAGAUCACUCGCCGAGUACUCGUUCACCACCAUGCGCCGUUUCGUUCACCAGCACGGCUGACUUGAAAGAGGCACAAGGCAUCCCAUUGUCGACCUUCGAGCUUGACCGAUUAGGUGGACGAACACAUCUAAUUUCGUCUUGUAAAAGCUCAAAGCCCUCAACGCCAGUGGAAAAACCUGCAUCUCCGCCCGGUUCAUCAGAUACUGGUUCUGAUGCUCAUCCUAGCCCGGAGAGUCAGGCUUCGCUCCCCACGUCUAUAUCUUGGGCUCAUGGAGAAAGUCUGGCCUCUUCCUCCCAGCAGCAUCUACAACAGCCAGCCCCCGUUCAGAAUCUCCACCCAACCAUUGUCCAAGACAUUCGAAAUAUUGAGAUGGAUGUUGAUAUGAACUUCGGAGGAUUUGAGCUUCAUUUCUUAGAUCCACCUACUGCCAAUCGGACAGAGACCGAACAGCCGUUUGGGCUUUCUCUGGGGCAACAAGGGGGCCACGACAUGUCUCAGCUUGGAAAUGCAAGCCUGAGGUAUCCUACGGCUCUAGCUGGAUCACAGAACCAAGAUAUAGCAACAAGCUCUUCUUCUCAUUACUCUGGAAUGUCUGGCAUGGCUUUUGAUUAUAUGUCAAUGGGAGGAGAGGACACGAGCCUUCACAUGGGUGACCUGUCUACCAUGGGAGGAGGGGCUAAUGUGUUUGGACAUUCUAUGGUGUCACCUUCAUUCUCGACAGGCACAUUCUCAACCCUUGGGCAUCCGCCGGCCAAUGCACAACUAUUGCCUGGAACACCAGUUUUGGACGCAUCGUGGCAGAGUUUCGUCGAGCAGUUGGGAUUUUGAAUUUCUUAUCUUUCUCCUUUUCUCCGUCGACCUCUUGCAUAAUCUGAGCUCCAUUGUAUAUGUAUCACACGCUAUUUUUAUUAUUGUACUCGAAGUAAUAACUUGUAGAAGUAUGUGCAUGUUGGAUAUGUACAGUCUCGCAGGAUAGGAUAGGAUGUAGUAUAUGAAAAAUUGCCCAUCUCAAGCACAAUAAUUGCGAGAGGAAAGGACGUAUUCGAACGAAGGAACUGUCUGCAGAAUCGCAUGCGCAACUGUUCGAACUUGAACAGGACAAGCAGUUAA